This is a messenger RNA of Alternaria atra, 6645 nucleotides long. RefSeq lists its product as uncharacterized. Gene Ontology annotation, cellular component: nucleus. The record is from RefSeq and is a predicted model, not a curated record. The transcript has a single exon. The coding region runs from base 1 to 6645 and encodes 2214 amino acids. NCBI's taxonomy places the organism in Eukaryota, Fungi, Ascomycota, Dothideomycetes, Pleosporales, Pleosporaceae. Gene Ontology annotation, molecular function: ATP binding; nucleic acid binding.
AUGUCGAAGGACCAGAACAACAACCUCGGGCAGUACAAGUAUGCGGCCAUGUCGAAUUUGGUCCUGCAGGCCGACAGGCGUCUCAUGUCGCGUCGGCCGGAUGAGCAUACUGGCGAUCCUGAAUCGCUCGCAGGUCGCAUCAACAUUAAGGACAUGGGUGGACGCACAGCCCGCGACAGCGCAAACGCGCAAGUGAAGAAGCUCAAGGGACCCGGCGUUGAGCGAGGAAACUUGAGCGAGGGCGGCGACGUUCUAGAAAGAGAGCAGCGCAAGAGGAAACGGGAUGACGGUACCAGCGGUUUUUCAGCCACUGCGACUGCCGACCUCAAUAUCGAAGGGCUCACAUACAAGCCUCGGACUCCUGCGACGCGCCAGACUUUCGAUCUCAUUACAACCAUCGUGAGCAGAUCCCUCGGCGACGUUGAUCCUGCGACUACUCGGAGUGCGGCCGAUGCGGUUCUCGAAUAUCUUAAGGAUGACACCAUGAAGGACUUUGACAAGAAGAAGGAGGUGGACGAUCUUCUUGGCACUUCAAUGGGCGCAAAGGAAUUCAACGAGCUGAUGAAUCUUGGCAAGAAGAUUACCGACUACGAUGCGCAGGACGACGAGGAAGGUGGCGACGAGGAGAUGGCAGAUGGCGACGGCGCGGACACUGGCGACAACCAGGGUGUAGCUGUCGUAUUCGACGACGAAGAGGAGGACGAAGACGCGCCCCAGACAUUCGAAGUGCGAGAUGCCGAUACCUCGGAUGAAGAAGACGAAGCAGAGGCUCCCGUAGAGCAGAUUGGUGAGGACCAAGAUCAAAAAGGUGGAGGCUUCGCAGAAACCGAGGAGACGAUAAUACAGGGCGACACGGCCACCUCAGACCGCAAAAACGGCGCAGACCAACUUAUACCCGCACACGAAAUCGAUGCGUACUGGCUACAACGGCAGAUUGGACAAAUAUACGAAGAUGCGCAUAUCCAGCAAGAAAAGACACAGGACGCCCUCAAGUUUCUCGCAGGCGUCUCAGAGGAUGGUGAGGAGAAGGAGCUCCGUGAGAUUGAGAAUGAUCUGAUGGACCUUUUCGACUACGAACAUCACGAGCUGGUUGCGAAACUCGUUCUCAACCGCGAUAGGGUCGUCUGGGUAACGAGGUGGCGAAGGGCGGCCGAAGACAAUGAUGAGCGAACAGCUGUUGAGCGGGAGAUGAAAGCUGCCGGUCAGCAACGGAUCCUACAAGAGCUGCGCGCAAGAGAGACUGGCAUCAAGGCUGAGGAUGGAGCUGACGCGGGCACUGGAAAGAUGAAGUUUAACCUACAGGACAUCAGCCUUCCAGAUGCUUCAAACGACGUGGAGAUGGCCGAUGCAAAACCGGAGGGUAUCGUGGGUGGCCUGCAACCAUCGAGCCGACUCGUAAAUCUGGACAACAUCGUGUUCGACCAGGGCAAUCAUCUCAUGACGAACGCAAGCGUAAAGCUGCCUCAGGGAUCCACACGGCGUCAAUUCAAGGGCUAUGAGGAGAUCCACGUGCCCGCGCCGAAAGCGAAGCGCGACCCCAACGAGCCUGCACUGAUGCCUACUUCUGAGCUACCAGAUUGGGCGCGGCCAGGUUUCGGUAACUCGAAAUCGCUCAACCGCAUCCAAACGAAGUGCUUCCCGACAGCAUUCAACGACGACGGAAAUAUGUUGAUUUGCGCUCCCACUGGUUCCGGAAAGACCAACGUCGCUAUGUUGACAAUGCUCCGCGAGAUUGGCAAGCACCGAAAUCCCACGACUGGAGAGAUUGCCCUUGACGACUUCAAGAUCAUCUACAUUGCUCCACUCAAGGCUCUUGUAGCUGAACAAGUCGGUAACUUUGGCAAGCGUCUGGAGCCUUACGGCAUCAAGGUCUCUGAGCUUACUGGUGAUCGCCAACUUACCAAGCAGCAGAUUGCGGAAACUCAGAUCAUCGUCACCACUCCUGAGAAGUACGACGUCAUCACCCGCAAGGCUACUGACACCAGCUACAUCAACCUCGUUCGCCUUAUUUGUAUCGAUGAAAUCCAUCUUCUCCACGAUGACCGUGGUCCAGUCAUUGAAAGCAUCGUUAGCAGAACUCUGCGACGCAGCGAGCAGACUGGUGAUCAUGUGCGCAUUGUCGGAUUGAGUGCAACCCUUCCCAACUACCGCGAUGUUGCAAGCUUCCUGCGUAUCGACCCAGACAAGGGUCUCUUCCACUUCGACGCUACUUUCCGACCGUGUCCAUUGAAGCAGGAAUUCAUCGGUGUCACAGACAAGAAAGCCAUUAAGCAACUGAAGACCAUGAACGACGUUUGCUACACCAAGGUUCUGGAACAGGUCGGUGAGCAUCGUAAUCAGAUGCUUAUCUUCGUACACUCCCGAAAGGAAACUGCGAAGACUGCCAAGUACAUCCGUGACAAGGCACUCGAAGAAGAGUCUAUAGGCAAGAUUCUUCGAUCAGAUGCUGCCAGUCGGGAGAUCUUGAGAGAAGAAUCCGAGUCGGUUCAGAACACAGACCUGAAGGACCUCAUGCCUUACGGCUUCGGUAUUCAUCAUGCUGGUAUGUCGCGAGCAGACCGUACUUCCGUAGAAGAUCUGUUUGCCGAUGGCUCUAUUCAAGUUCUCGUGUGCACAGCAACAUUAGCCUGGGGUGUCAAUUUGCCCGCGCAUACCGUCAUCAUCAAGGGAACGCAGAUCUACUCCCCUGAGAAGGGUAGCUGGGUCGAACUCAGUCCUCAGGAUGUUCUCCAGAUGUUGGGUCGUGCCGGUCGACCUCAAUACGAUACUUAUGGAGAGGGUAUCAUCAUUACCACACAGUCUGAGAUUCAGUACUACUUAUCAUUACUCAACCAACAGUUGCCCAUUGAGUCGCAGUUCAUAAGCAAGCUCGCAGACAACCUCAACGCCGAGGUCGUUCUUGGUAACGUGCGCAACAGAGAUGAGGCGGUUGACUGGCUUGGUUAUACAUACCUCUUCGUCCGAAUGCUUCGAUCGCCAGCUCUGUAUCGGGUUGGAGCAGAAUACGAAAACGACACUGUUCUGGAGCAAAGACGAGUGGAUCUUGUUCACGCUGCUGCGCACGUUCUAGAGAAGUGCAGUCUCAUUAAGUACGACAGGAAGACCGGUGCGCUCAACCCGACCGAGCUUGGAAGAAUUGCCUCGCACUACUACAUCACACACAAUUCGAUGGCAACAUACAACAUGCACAUACAGCCAGGUAUCAGCGCUAUCGAGCUAUUCCGAGUCUUCGCUUUAAGUGAAGAAUUCAAGUACAUCCCCGUACGCCAGGAUGAGAAGCUCGAACUUGCGAAGUUGCUCGGAAAAGUUCCGAUCCCCGUCAAGGAGGGUGUGGAAGAGGCCCAAGCCAAGAUCAACGUCCUUCUUCAAGCUUAUAUCUCUCGCCUCAAGCUCGAGGGAUUGGCGCUGAUGGCUGACCUGGUCUACGUCACCCAGUCGGCUGGGCGUAUUCUUCGCGCUAUCUUCGAGAUCUGUCUCAAGAAGGGCUGGUCACAAGUUGCAAAGCUCGCUCUCGACAUGUGCAAGAUGGCUGAGAAACGUAUGUGGCCAACCAUGACGCCUCUCCGCCAGUUCCCCACCUGCCCCCGCGAUAUUGUGCAGAAAGCUGAGCGUAUCGAUGUCAGCUGGUCGAGCUACUUCGGCCUUGAUCCGCCUAGCAUGGGUGAGCUCUUGGGUAUGCCCAAGGCUGGCAAACUCGUCUGUGGUUUAGUGGAGAAGUUCCCACGCCUACAGAUCGAAGCAACACCGCGACCGGUGACAAGGUCAUUACUCCGUCUGGAGCUCACCAUCCGACCUGACUUUGUUUGGGACACAGAGCUCCAUGGAGCCUCGGAAGCAUUCUGGAUUCUAGUCGAAGACUGUGACGGCGAGCAAGUAUUGUUCCACGACACGUUCAUCCUUCGACGGGACUACUCUGAUGGCGACGCCAACGAACACCUGAUGGAGGUGACAGUGCCCAUUGACGAGCCCAUGCCACCGAACUACUUCAUCACCGUCCUCUCCGACCGAUGGAUGGCAUCUGAGACCAAGCUUGCCGUCUCUUUCCAGAAGCUGAUUUUGCCAGCAAAGUUUCCUGCUCAUACCCCCGUUCUGGAUCUGCAACCUUUGCCUGUUUCUGCCCUGAAGAGGAAGGAAUACAUGGGCUUGUACGAGAACAUCGGGCGCUUCAACAAGGUUCAGACACAGACUUUCAACACCUUGUAUACAACGGAUGACAAUGCCCUUGUUGGCGCAUCGGCAGGUAUUGGCAAGACUAUUUGUGCCGAAUUCGCCAUCUUGAGACACUGGGCCACCAACAACGAAGGUCGCAUUGUCUACCUUGCGCCAUUCCAGGAGCUCGUCGACAACCAGUACAAGAACUGGAACGAACGGUUAACAGGUCUCAGUGGAGGAAAGGACAUCGUCAAGCUCACUGGCGAAACCACAGCAGACCUCCGGUUGCUUGAGAAGGGUGAUCUCAUCCUGGCUACACCUUCUCAAUGGGAUUCACUUUCCCGCCAGUGGCAGCGCCGCAAGAAUGUUCAGUCUGUUGCUCUGAUGAUUGCCGACGAGCUGCACAUGCUUGGUGGCACGAAUGGUCACGUCUACGAAAUCGUCGUCUCUCGUAUGCAGGCGAUGGCGACACAGCUAGAGUCGAAGCUGCGUAUCAUCGGAUUGAGCGUGUCUUUGUCCAAUGCACGAGACAUCGGAGAAUGGAUUGGUGCGACCAAGCACACCAUCUACAACUUCAGCUCGGCUAUCCGGGCAGUACCGCUUGAGUUGAAGAUCCAGUCUUUUACUAUUCCCCAUUUCCCAUCCUUGAUGAUGGCUAUGGCCAGACCGACCUACUCUGCCAUCACACAGAUGUCUCCGGACAAGCCGGCCAUGGUCUUCGUUCCGAACAGGAAGCAAGCCCGAAACUCCGCUGCUGAUCUCUUCAACGCUUGUGUAGCCGACGAGAAUGAGGAUCGUUUCCUCAACGUUGAAGUUACUGAGAUUCAGCCCAUCCUUGAGAAAAUCAACGAGCAAGCCCUUGCUACAUCCCUGUCUCAUGGUAUCGGAUACUUCCACGAAGCUCUCAACUCCUUCGACAAGAAGGCUGUCCAGCAUCUAUUCAAGGUUGGCGCUAUUCAGGUACUCAUUGUAUCGCGUGACUCUUGCUGGGAGAUCGAUAGCAGUGCUCAUCUCGUCGUUGUUCAAGGCACUCAGUUCUACGAGGGCCGCGAACAUCGGUACGUCGACUACCCCAUCAGUGACAUCCUGCAAAUGUUCGGCAAAGCCGGCAGAGUAGGACUGGACAAGUCAGCAAAGGGUGUGCUUAUGCUACCUGCGGUGAAGCGAGAGUACUACAAGAAGUUUCUGAAUGAGGCUCUGCCGAUUGAGAGUUAUCUCCCCGACUACCUUCACGACGCUUUCGUUGCCGAGAUCAGCGCGAAGACGAUUGAAUCGACACAGGAAGCCGUCGAUUGGUCAACAUACACAUACUUCUACCGCCGCCUACUCGCCAACCCUAGCUACUACAACCUUCACGACACAUCGCACGAGGGAUUGAGCGCGCAUCUGUCCGACAUGGUUGAGCAGACCCUGAAGGAGUUGACCGAUGCGAAUCUGAUCGAGCAUGACGAAGACGAGGAUGCUAUCACGCCACUGAACCCAUGCAUGAUCGCAGCGUACUACAACAUCUCGUUCAUCACUAUGCAAACCCUGAUGAUGUCGCUCAACGGCAGGACGAGUCUGAAGGGUGUACUGGAGAUCAUCACAGCCGCCACUGAAUUUGAAGACAUUCAAAUACGGAGACAUGAAGACCACAUCCUCCAGCGCAUCUACGAUCGCGUUCCGUUCAAGAUGCAGGAGCCCAACUUCGAGACGCCACAUUUCAAGGCUUUCGUUCUUCUUCAGGCUCACUUUUCACGCAUGCAGCUCCCCAUCGAUCUGGCCAAGGAUCAAGAAGUUGUCCUGCGAAAGGUCCUCAAUAUCCUCAGCGCCAGUGUCGACGUUCUCUCAUCCGAGGCUCAUCUCAACGCAAUGUCUGCCAUGGAACUUUCCCAAAUGGUUGUUCAAGCCAUGUGGCAGAAGGAUUCUCCUCUUAAGCAAAUUCCCCACUUUGACGCCGACACCGUCAAGGCAGCGCAAAAGUUCGGCAUCAAUGACGUUGAUGACUUCAUCAACGCCAUGGAUGAAGACGAAAACCCAGACUACAAGAAGCUCAUCUCCGCGCUCGACGUCGACCAACGCCAGCUCGCCGAUAUCGCAAACUUCACAAACAACUUCUACCCCAACAUCGAGAUCGAGCACGAACUCGUCGAUCCCGAAUCCAUCGCCUCUAACUCACCCGCCCAACUCAAGGUGCGCAUCACCCGCAACAUUGAGGAGGACGAGGAACCCAAGAUGGAGGUCCACGCACCGUUCUACCCUGCCGACAAGACGGAGAGCUGGUGGUUGGUGGUUGGAGAUCAGAAAGAACGCACGCUGCUUGCCAUCAAGAAGGUGCCUAUUCUGAGGAAACUGGAGACUGUACUUGAGUUUACGCUCGAGAAGCCGGGUCACCAUGAGUUGACGUGCUUCCUGGUCAGUGAUAGUUAUCUUGGCGUGGACCAGGCGCCUAGCUUCCAGGUUGAGGCUGCGGAGGGUAUGGAGGAGGAUAGUGAGGAGGAAGAAGAGGAGUAG